AUGAGGAUCCUGUGCUUGCACGGGCGCGGCACCAACGCCGCCAUAUUUGAACAACAGCUUCAACCCCUGAUCCGGCGACUCCCGGCACACUACCAAUACGACUUUGUCGACGGACCCGUACCGGUGAACCCGGCCCCAGGGAUCGCCGACCACAGCGCAGGGCCAUACCUGGCCUGGCACCGGCGGAGCUUCUCUGACGAGGUCGAGGAGGCCCACGGCUUCCUGUCCAGCAUUGUCAGCGAGGACGGGCCGUACGAUGGGGUAAUCGGCUUCUCCCAGGGCGCCGGCAUGGCGGCGGGGCUUCUGAUUGCAGCGAGCACUUGGGGUGGUGAGGCGGCAGCGGCGGCACAGGGGGCGGCCCCGCCAUUUCGAUUUGCCAUAUUCCUUUGCAGCCAGCUGCCCCUGGCAACCUCUUGGGCAGCCGCAGCGGUGGGAUCGUCGGCGUUCCUGGCCGACCUGACAGACGAGGCCCUGGAGUACGAGCGCCGCCCGGCCAUGGCCGAGUUCUUGGGCCUCACGGACAGCGAGCGCGCGGUCGGGCGUGACACACCGCCCGGAUGCGGCAACGGCGGAGGCCGCAAGAUCUACAGAUAUGGUCUCGGGCCCCUGGAAGCCCCGGCGGAGAGCCAGACGGGGCACGCGGGACGGACUGGUGGUGGUGAUGGUGGAGGUGGGCCGCUCGUCGGCGUGCCUACUCUCCAUCUUGUGUCGCCCGCCGACGGGUUCGAGCCGUUCGGGCGCCAGGUCGCGUCCCUGUGCGAUCCGGCCAGGGCGCGCCUCGUGUCCAGCCCCAGCGGCCACAUGGUCCCACACGACCCCGAGUUGCUGGACAAGCUCGCUGCAGAGAUUCAGGACUUGGUCGUCGAGGCUGAAUUGGUCGAUUGCCUGUCCUAA
Microdochium trichocladiopsis is the source of this 894-nucleotide messenger RNA. RefSeq names its product serine hydrolase-domain-containing protein. The transcript is spliced from 2 exons. The record is from RefSeq and is a predicted model, not a curated record. The coding region runs from base 1 to 894 and encodes 297 amino acids. Gene Ontology annotation, cellular component: nucleus; cytoplasm. Lineage: Eukaryota; Fungi; Ascomycota; Sordariomycetes; Xylariales; Microdochiaceae.